AUGUGGCCCCAACCCUGCCUCCCUCCCCACCCCAUGAUGUUAGAAGAGACUCGACAGAGUCAAUUGGCAGCAGCCAAGAAAAAGCUGAAAGAAUAUCAACAGAGGAACAGCCCUGGUCUUCCAGCAGGAGCGAAGACAAAAAAGAAGAAAACUGGCAGUAGCCCUGACACAACCACUUCUGGUGGUUGCCACUCACCUGGGGAUAGCCGGAACCAAGAACUGGAAGUAGCCCUGGACUCAAGCUCCACAACAAUCAAUCAACUCUAUGAAAACAUAGAAUCACUGAAACAACAGAAGGAACAAGUGGAGCAUCAGCUGGAAGAAGAAAAGAAAGCAAACAAUGAAAUACGCAAAGCACAAAUGGAGCAGUUAGAGACAAUCAACAUCCUCACGCUGGAAAAGGCAGACUUAAAGACCACCCUUUACCAUACUAAACGUGCCGCCAGACACUUCGAAGAAGAGUCCAAGGAUCUUGCUGGCCGCCUGCAAUACUCCUUACAGCGCAUUCAAGAAUUGGAGCGGGCUCUCUCUGCUGUGUCUACACAGCAGCAGGAAGAGGACAGGUCCUCGAGCCGCAGUGAAGCAGUCCUCCAGUGGCAGUUACAGCAGACCAGAAAGGAGCGGGCGCUGCUGAACGCACACGUGACACAGGUGACAGAGUCACUAAAACAAGUCCAGCUACAGAGAGAUGAAUAUGCUCAACAAAUAAAAGGAGAGAGGGCCCGGUGGCAGGAGAGGAUGCGGAAAAUGUCGAUGGAGGCUCACGCAUUGAAAGAGGAGAAGCAGCGUCACAUACAUCGGAUACAGGAGCUGGAGACGAACUUCUCCGAACUCAAACACCAGAUUGCUGAGCCCCCAUCCCCAGUGGACCCAGCAGGAACAUCUGAGGUGGAACAGCUACAAGAUGAGGCCAAACACCUGAGGAAGGAGGUGGAAAGUCUGGAGGGAAAGCUCCAAUUCCAGAUGGAAAACAAUCAGGCCUUGAGUCUCCUGAGCAAGGAACAAAAGGAGAGGCUCCGGGAGCAGGAGGAGAGGCUCCGAGAGCAGCAAGAGAGGCUCCAAGAGCAGGAAGAGAGGAGGUUGCGGGAGGAGGAGAGACUAUGUGAGCAAAAGGAGAGGCUUCGGGAGAAGCAGAAGAGGCUGGGGGAGCAGGGUGAGAGGCUGCGAAAGCAGGAGGACAGGCUACGAAAGCGGGAGGAGAGGCUGCGAAAGGAGCAGGAGAGGCUGGAAAAGCAGGAGGAGAGGCUACAAAAGCAGGAGGAGAGACUGUGGGAGAAGGAGGAGAGGCUACGAAAACAGGAGGAGAGGCUGCAAAAGCAAGAGGAGAGGCUCCUGCUCUCCCAGAACCACAAGUUCGACAAGCAACUGGCUGAGCCACAGUGUGACUUGGAGAAUCUGAACAACAAGAACAAGAGCGCACUGCUGUUGGAGCAGCAAGUAAAGGAGCUGCAGGAGAAGCUGAGUAAGGAGCGCCUAGAAGCUGCCAGCCAGCAGAACCAACAGCUAGAGACCCAGUUCAGUCUCAUGGCUCUCCCUGGACAAGGAGAUGGAGGAGGACAUCUGGACACUGAGGAGGAGGGGGUGCCUCAGCCUAUGCCGAGCAUCCCAGAGGACCUGGAGAGCCGGCAAGCCACAAGCAGCUUUAAGGACCUCCCGAGGGAGAAGGUGGACGGGAAGCAGCAGGUGGAGAAUCUAGCGCUUCGAUUCAGCCAGCUCUCUGGAGCGACAGAUGGCAUGAGAGAGCACAUCACAGUAUAUGAGAGCCAGGGGGCAGGGCAAAACACGCGGCACCAAGAGGAGGAAGCCAGUAGGCUGGCCCAGAACGAGGAGGAGAUGAAGGUGAAGCUGCUGGAGCUGCAAGAUAUGGUGUUGCCGGUUGUGGGCGACCACGAGGGGCAUGACAAAUUCCUCCCUGCUGCCCAGAACCCUAUUGAUCAGCCCGCCCCAGGGGCUCCAGCCCCCCAGGAACUUGCGGCUGCCGAGAAGCAGGGUGAUUUUCACGACAGCAUGGAGCCUGCAGCGGGAGAGGCCAGGGAGGGUUCUCCCCAUGACAACCCCACUGCACAGAAGAUCCUGCAGCUUCUUCCUGUAAUGCAGGACACCCAGGAGCACCCAGGCUUGGCCACCAAACCCUGCGUGCCAUUCUUUUACCGGGCAGCCAAGAACAGAGAGAUAAACAUCAUCAUCAUCUGA
Molecule: messenger RNA, 2193 nt
Organism: Piliocolobus tephrosceles (Ugandan red Colobus)
Lineage: Eukaryota; Metazoa; Chordata; Mammalia; Primates; Cercopithecidae
Product: golgin subfamily A member 6C-like
Exons: 18
Coding region: 1-2193 (730 amino acids)
Biological process (GO): Golgi organization
Cellular component (GO): Golgi apparatus; Golgi cis cisterna; cis-Golgi network
Molecular function (GO): protein binding
Source: RefSeq, a predicted model, not a curated record